This is a messenger RNA of Brachypodium distachyon (stiff brome), 2076 nucleotides long. RefSeq names its product proline-rich protein 4. NCBI's taxonomy places the organism in Eukaryota, Viridiplantae, Streptophyta, Magnoliopsida, Poales, Poaceae. Bases 86 to 1834 code for a protein of 582 amino acids. The record is from RefSeq and is a predicted model, not a curated record. The transcript is spliced from 5 exons.
GCCUGUCCAUACAUUCAUCCACUCAUCGAUCGAGGGCUGAUCUACAUCUUCUCACCACAACGAUCGCACUAGCUCGAUCAAGAUCAUGGCAGUUCUUCGAAGGGGAUUUCUCAUUGGCGUUUGCGCCGUUCUGAUCAUGGCGAUUGCAAACGCCGAGGCAGCUUCGGUCGUCGUCGGCUUGGCCAAGUGCGCCGACUGCACCAGGAAGAACAUGAAGGCCGAGCAAGCUUUCAAGGGUGUCCACGUGGCCAUCAAGUGCAAGAACAGCAACGGCGACUACGAGAGCAAGGCCGUGGGCCAUCUGGACGGCACCGGCGCGUUCAGCGUGCCCCUCGCCGCCGACCUCCACGGCGCCGACUGCCUGGCCCAGCUCCAUAGCACGGCCAACAACGCGCCAUGCCCUGGGCAGGAGCCAUCCAAAAUCGUGCCGCUUUCCGAAGGCACAUUCGGCUUCGUCGCAGGAAAGACCCACUACCCGUCGGCCGUGUGCGCGUCAGCGACGUUGUGCGAGCCCAUCAAGAAGCACAUCAUCGACCACUUCCACAAGAAGCCUGUCCCACCGAAACCGGAGCCCAAACCUGAGCCCAAGCCGGACUACCACCCCGUCCCACCCACGCCCACCUACGGAGGAGGAGGAGGAGGAGGAGGACACCCCACGCCCAUCUACCACCCUCCGGCUCAGCAUUACCUAAAUUGCAUCCCUGGAAAUUCCUUGAAUUUAGAUCACCUAUACUGCACAGUGCACACUGACUACGUACACAUCUUCUCACCACAACGAUCACACUUGCUCCAACAUCACCGUGCGAACAUGGUAGUUCCUCGGAGGGGAUUUCUCCUCGGCGUUUGCGCCGUCCUGAUCAUGGCGAUUGCAAACGCCGAGGCUGCAGCGUCCGUCGUCGUCGGCCUGGCCAAGUGCGCCGACUGCACCCGGAAGAACAUGAAGGCCGAGCAAGCUUUCAAGGGUCUCCACGUGGCCAUCAAGUGCAAGAACAGCAAGGGCGAGUACGAGAGCAAGGCCGUGGGCCAUCUCGAUGGCACCGGCGCGUUCAGCGUGCCCCUCGCUGCUGACCUCCAUGGCGCCGACUGCCUCGCCCAGCUCCACAGCGCGGCCAACAACGCGCCGUGCCCCGGGCAGGAGCCAUCUAAGAUCGUGCCGCUUUCUGAGGACACAUUUGGUGUUGUCGGAGGAAAGACCCAGUACCCAUCGGCGGAGUGUGCGUCGGCGACAUUGUGCGAGCCCAUCAAGAAAUACAUCAUUGACCAUUUUCACAAGAAGCCCGUGCCGCCCAAGCCGGAGCCGAAAUCAGAACCCAAACCGCAUCCCCAGCCGGACUAUCACUCUGCCCCCACACCCACCUAUGGAGGAGGGCACCUCAUGCCCUUCAAGAAACACAUCAUUGAUCAUUUCCACAAGAAACCCGUGCCGCCCAAGCCGGAGCCAAGGCCAGAGCCCAACCCGCAGCCCCAACCGGACUACCACCCUGCCCCACCCACGCCCACCUACGGAGGAGAGCACCUCAUGCCCUUCAAGAAACACAUCAUUGACCAUUUCCACAAGAAACCUGUGCCGCCCAAUCCGGAGCCCAAGCCAGAGCCCAAGCCGCAGCCCCAGCCAGACUACCACCCCGCCCCACCAACGCCUAGCUAUGGAGGAGGGCACCCCAUGUCAUUCAAGAAACACAUCAUUGACCAUUUUCACAAGAAGCCCGUGCCGUCCAAACCGGAGCCCAAGCCAGAGCCCAAGCCGGACUACCACCCCGCCCCACCCACUCCCACGCCCACCUAUGGAGGAGAACACCCCACGCCCAUCUACCACCCUCCGGCUCAGCACUAACCAUGCAUGGACCCGAGCUAUAAAUCAGUUGCAUGCUCGAUUGGAUUCGUCGGUCUUUCAUCAUUUCCAGCGUCUUUUGUUUAUUAGUCUCUCCAGAAUAACAGUCUUCCGAGAGAGUGAGAAAAAGAGAGAUGAGAGGUGUGUAUCAGGCACGUGUGGGUGUUUAUUUAUUAAGUUAUGUAAUUGUGUACGUGUUUUCAUCUACAACAUGUUACAAUGAGUUAAAUGGUUAUAUUUGCUAA